Messenger RNA from Pristis pectinata (smalltooth sawfish), 3281 nucleotides. RefSeq names its product leucine-rich repeats and WD repeat domain containing 1 (gene lrwd1). Gene Ontology annotation, biological process: chromatin organization; establishment of protein localization to chromatin. Bases 114 to 2294 code for a protein of 726 amino acids. NCBI's taxonomy places the organism in Eukaryota, Metazoa, Chordata, Chondrichthyes, Rhinopristiformes, Pristidae. Gene Ontology annotation, molecular function: protein binding; chromatin binding. The record is from RefSeq and is a predicted model, not a curated record. Gene Ontology annotation, cellular component: nuclear origin of replication recognition complex. The transcript is spliced from 16 exons.
CCGCCCGAGUGGAACCGAAGGCAAUUCGGCGGGAAGGUCGGUUGGACCCGGGCGCAGCGACGGAGCCGAGCGGCGUUGGCGCCGGGAAAAUUAAAGAACAACAACUGCCAAGUAUGACCAAGAUCACAAAAGAAUUAUUGCUUGAAAAAGGAAUCCCAAAGCACUCAAAAUUGGAACAUAUCAAGAAACUCAAUCUUUCUAACUUAAAUUUGAAAACAAGUGAUUUGGAUCCAGUACUAUUUUCCCAGUUAUUGGAGUUGGAAGAGCUGGAUGUGUCUAGAAAUCUGCUAACUGAAAUUCCAAACAAUCUGGGACUUGCUAACCUGAAGUGUCUAAACUGUACUAAUAAUGAUUUGGAGCAGAUUACAUCACUUGGCCAGUUUGAGAAUCUUGAAGAUCUCAAUUGUGAAGAUAACUUGCAUCUGACAAUCUGUGACACAUACAAGUUGAUAUAUUUAUUGCCAAACCUCCAGCAACUCAAUGGCAGCAAUAUAACAUCCAGUGGAUAUCAACUGAGGUUUAUAAAUAGCCGGCAGCUAAAAUUUCGAGUAAAUGCUUAUUGGGAUAAAAAGUACAAAGCUCAGUUCUUAGAGUCAUCAACUGCUGAUGAGAUGAGGGCAGUUGGAAAUAAGUUUGUGAAAUCUGCAGUUGCUAAUGUUAAAUAUGGACCAAAUUCUCUGAGUGAAUUUACAAAAUGGAGGGUGGAAAUGAUAGCUUCAGAGCUUCUGGCCUCUCUGCUACAGCAUAAGGAGGAAUCCUCUGACUCAGAAAAUGAAGAAGAAAAUGAAGAUGAGGUAAAUCAUAGUGAUGUCUUUAAGAACUCUGGUAGAAGUAAUGUGAUCUCUGGGUCCUCCACUGAAUUAUUUUCAGGUAGAAAGACUGCAGAGGAUAUUGCCAAAAGUGCAAAAAAUGAAAGAACUAAGGUCCCACAAAAUGGAAAUGAAGAGAUUUCUAAGACUAAAUUUCAGUCUGGGAAAGAAAGGCAAAUUAAAGUGGUAAACCCGACCAAGAAGGACAACAAAAUUGCAAUGAACAAGGAGGCCAAGACUACUAAGAGAGAAUGUUCAUUGACUCUGGUAGCAGUCAGUAAAGAAAGUACUCCAAAGAAGAAAUUGAAGUACAGGAAUUCUAUUGUCCUAGAACCUCUGCAUUAUCUACAGUGCCACAGCAAGAAUAACAACCCUGAGGAUUUCAGCACUCAGCUCUGGGCCUGUGCUUUUGAACCAGAAGUUGAAAGCUCCCAGAUUCCGGAUGUUGAAUUGCAAUCAUCUCGAAAUGUGGCUGUAUGUGGAGGAGAUUCAGUUUGCAUCAUUGACUGUGAAACUGGGAUUGUUUGUCACAAGUACAAAUCAAUUGGAGAGGAAUUCUUUUCUCUGGCCUGGACCACUCUAACAGUGAUUGAUAAGAAUCAGAAAAGAAAACUCAAUGUCUUAGCUGCAGCUGGCCGGAUGGGUGUAGUAAAGCUGAUUCACGCAAAAGUAAACUACUGCUAUGGAAGCGUAAAGGCUCACAAGAAACCAAUCUCAACACUCUGCUUUUCUCCAAAACGGGAGACUUUUCUCUUCACUGGAUCCUACGAUUUCACAAUCACCUUAUGGGAUAUUGGUGUUCCAGAUCUUGAUUAUAGGUUCCAAGCAAGCCGUUUGCUGGUUUUGAAUAGUUGUUCAACUCCUUUAAAGAUGAGCCUUGUUCCAACGUGCCCUGAUCAUUAUCUUGUGGCUGCCUGUGAAAAAGGUUGCUUUGCUUGGGACAUCACACCAACAAAACUUGAGGGAAAGAGAAGCAUUGAGAUGGAAUUUCUGUUCCCAAUUUACAAUAAAGAGGAUAAUGAAAAUGAUUAUCAUACUAUUGAUACGUUAGCUUUCUGCAGUGAUGAUCUAAUAGCUUCCAAAAGUUCCAAGCAAGGCUCAAUAUACCUGUGGAGCUGGAGUAAGACCUUAAAAAAAUGGAAGAAACGGAACACUAAGGUGCAUGCAGAGAUUCUGAGAGAGUUUGAGUGGUCCAAUACAGAAGAGUCUUACAUAGCACUCACUGCUUGUCCAGCUGAAAACUAUCUUCUAUGUGGUGAUGAGAAGGGAGACAUCUGGAUGUAUAAGUUGGAUGAGUUCAGCACUGGAUAUGUGACUUCUGGCGAGAAGACCUUACCAACACAGAUUCUGAAGUGGCCAGCGAUAGAAGCAAAAGGGGAAAUAAUUGAAGGAACUUUUGUAAAUGUCGUAAUUACAGAUUCAGAAUUUAAAUAUCUUGUAGCAGCAACAGACAAAAACAUUGUUGUUAUUUGGAAAAGAAUGUAGUUAUCGGCAAAAGAACUGGAUAUCCAAACUUCAAGAUUAGAGCCACUGAACUUUUAUCACAACUGAACAAUGCUACCUGGCAUUCUAGUACUGUAUUCUAAAUGGUCCUGCAGUUUAUCUCAAAAGCCAAAAUCUUUGUGUAAGAAGUAUGGGACAAGGUAUAAAAGUCAUUGAGUCACUGUAAUAAAUUCUACCAGGUCACCGGUCAUGCUGCUAAUGGUAGAUGAUUUGAAAUAAAUACAUCUUAUAGUAUAUAAAGUGAAAUACAUUAUUUUACUGCUAAAGAAUAAUCAUAUUUGACUUGCAAUUCUUCUUUAGGCCUACAGGGUGUAAUUGCUGUUCCUUCCUGAAACGAUUUAUGGUCUAAUUGUUUUUAAGCAGAUUAGAAAUCUGACAUAAUUUUUAUAUACUCUCCCUCCCUGACCUCACCACCCCAUAAAAUGUAAAAUUUAAUAUUAAUCAAAAUCUAUUAACUGUUGGUGGAAAAAUAUAUCUGCACUUUAGAAAUGAUGUCCCUUUUUGUGUACUUUUUAGAGUCCAUCACAGUUCUGGUUUCAUGUAUGUCGCCAUUAAAUCUUUUGAUUACACCAAACAUGACAAAGCUGGCCAUGAGCUAAAAUGUUUUUAUUGUCCUAAUGAUCUUAAAGAGGCUCCAACCUAAAGAGUUGUCCAAGUUUAGUUUCAUCUAAACAGUAAUUAAACCUUGAAUCCUUAGAGAUGCUUCUUAAAGUUAACCAAGACCUGAACAGCAAAUCAUGUAGUCAUUGUAUAAUACAGUAAUUAUAGAUUAAACAUCCUUUGCCAUGGGCUAAGCUUUAUUCACCAGAGUGAAGCCACCAUUAAUCAUCUAACUUGUAAUUGAACUUUAAUUAUGUGUGUCAGUGACAUUUUCUUAAUAUUUCAGAGACAAUAGUAAAAUAAUUUUUUAUUACAAAUAAUGCCUUGUAUGGUUUGGAAUGAUUGAAAAUGUUGUAUAAAAUUAAACAA